GGCAUAGCAGCAUAGCCAGAGAACGAAGAGGAGAAGCCAGAUCAGUUGACGCCGGCCGCCAAUGGGGGUCUUUUGAUCGAUGUUACGAGUGAUCUCGAUGAGUCGGCGAGUCGGUGCUGUGUGGGUUCUUCCGCCACAGCGGGAAGAUCGAUACAGGACAUUGAGAGGAGCCGACGGCGGACACGGUGAGGUACGAAGAAUGAUUAGGUUUGUGGGUGGGACACUGAUUGGGACCGCGGUGUGAACCAGGAGGCUUCUCCCUCAGGUGGUUCUUCCACCUCCAGGCACGAUCCCGCGCCAGAUCGCAGGGCGGAGCUUCAAGGUGACACAGCAGAUGUGACGCGUGACAUCAGAGUGGCGGUGCCUCAUUUGCGCACUCUCUGUGAAGCUUCGCCCUGCGCCUCAUCCCCAAGACGCAGUGUUAUCGCACGCUCAACUUGAUUACCCACACUAUCAAUCUUUCUCGCCUCCAUUUUUUCCAACUCGCUGCGCUCGUCUCUGUAAUCAACAACCACCAGGGCGGGCGUCUCGUUGCGCAGCCGUCGAACCGGAUGGAUGCGCUGCUGUUGAUGGGCGAACGUGGCGCGGGGCAGUCUCGAGCUGACUUGAUACCCGUGGGAGGAAGCCGUGGAAGCAGAGAUGACGGAUAACCCGGCUCUGUGUCUACACGCAUGGACCGCGAGUCUGCUGGAGCUCGUGCCUAUGCGGACGUCGUCCGUUAGGAGGUCCUGACGGGUCCUUUGCUGAGGAUCGUCGUUGGCACUACGGCCGCGGAGUGUCCGGACACCCGCCUACUAGGAGCUCUCGAGGCCGAUACCGCGUCUGGCUGAUGGAGCUGCUUCCUCGCGUCGCACCCAGAUGCGUAGCACAGCCUGGACAGCGGCAGUGGCCGAGGACCAAGAGAAGGCGACAUGUGUCGGUCGGCUCCCGGAGUGUUUCUGAGAGGCUCGCCAGAACGCUUGCACUCUUUGGGGCAGACCGCUCCUCUCCGACUCCUCGUUAUGCCGGAAUCGCUGGCAAAUGGACGUCAAAUGAGAGGGCGCCGAUAGCAUCUCCGCGUAUGCUGCGUCCCAGCACGACCACGGCGUGCAUGGUUCGUCAUUUCUGUGCAGUCGACAGAUUCGAUCGAAAGACGGAGGGAGUGAUCGAAGCGCACUGCACACACGGCGAAUCGAUCUGUCUGGUCAAUCGAGCGCCGCGCACGGAGGGCUCAGACGGACACCGAGAGAGCAUCAGGGCCAAUCCGAAUCGCUGCAUAAACCUCUGCCCGCGCGAUCCCUGCCAUCCGAUCCCGGUCCCGUCGCUUCUCGAUUCCAGCCGAGAUCCAGAACGACCCCACAUCCCGCGCCCGCACUCAGCACAUCACAUCAGCGCCGCAAUGACGCGCCGUGAAUGUGCCUGUGCCUCUACCGGUGGUCCGAUGCAUCUGCUCUAUCCCGAAGCGCUGCGAUGGCCCCCGCACGCUCGGGUCUGGCCGCUGAGGCUCGGACGGUCCUGUCGGUCGCCACCCGCCGCCGUGUCUUUGGAUCAGGCUUGACGCGCAGGCUGCAUUCAAUCAGCGUCUAAUGCAAUCCACGGAAGAGCAGAAGACGUACUUACUCCUGUUGUCACGCGCGCGGACCGCCCGUGAUGACCUCUGGCUCGGUCCCAGUUGGCCAUCUUUGACGACGGUCGCGCAGUCUGCCUCAUGUGGGCGGCCAACGCCCAUGGUAUUCUCGAGCUGGAUGAGAGUACGAUGCGCGAGCCCCUGGCAGACCCGAAAAGGAAAUUGGAGCAGCCGCACUCAGCACACUUCCCAUCCGUGAUCCAGACGCGACGCGAUGCAUCCAAACGUAGAUCUCAUGUAGAGUAUGGACUGGAAGACUCGUGCAUGCGGGGUCUCAUGAACUUUGCGACGCGCUAGUUUCGAGAGUCGGGGGAACUGCGGCCGGAUGAAGUCGACCUGGUGGACGAGGGGGGAUGGAAAGAGGAUGGGCGCGUUGGCUAGGAUGUGGUGGUGGUGGUGGUGGUGAUGUUUCACCGGGCAGCAAACGUGCUGGGGGUGUAAGGGAGUGGUGGCCAUCUGCAGCGGCGCCUUUCACCGGGAUCCCCGGGCAGAACAAAAAUCGCUGCAUAUGUGAAUCUGACACGUCUGGCACGACGUUGCUACUGCUGCUACAUACCAUUCCCGAUGCCAUGAGGCAGUCAUGUCUAUGCUCUGACUCCAAGCAGUCAAAUUACCCCAAUGCCUGGAACCGAAUAAGGGACCAUUGCAACUAAAUGCAGUCAAAUCACCCAGCCGCUAUACUUGGCAUAGUGUUUACCUUCCCCUCACCUCGGUUGCUCCACCGCUGCUGCUUUCGCAACGUGAUUUUUAUUCGUAUCCCUGCUCCUUGCAUCUCAACUCAUCGCGGGGCUCGAUGAACUAAGGCGUAUGGCAGAGGAAACGUUGGUGCCUUUGAUCACGUGGCCGCACAGCCCAGCACACG
This is a messenger RNA of Mycena citricolor, 2468 nucleotides long. NCBI's taxonomy places the organism in Eukaryota, Fungi, Basidiomycota, Agaricomycetes, Agaricales, Mycenaceae. The record is from the annotation of a GenBank genome assembly.